ACGUGUCAGCUUUUUUCUCAUCCUACAUAGUCUCCUUUAUGUUCUGUCUCUCUUCUCUCAUUCUUCUUUCAAAUCUCUCUCUCUAAUCUCUCUCUCUCUCUCUCUCUCUCUCUCUCUCUCUCUCACACUACCAUCAUGGCUUCACCGACACCAUUGUUGAAAGAUGAACUUGACAUUGUGAUCCCAACAAUAAGAAACCUUGAUUUCUUAGAGAUGUGGAGACCAUUCUUUCAACCUUAUCAUCUCAUCAUUGUUCAAGAUGGCGACCCUUCAAAAACAAUCAAAGUUCCUGAUGGUUUUGAUUAUGAACUCUAUAACCGUAAUGACAUUAACAGGAUUCUUGGUCCUAAGGCUAAUUGUAUCUCAUUCAAGGAUUCUGCAUGUCGUUGUUUUGGUUACAUGGUUUCUAAGAAGAAGUAUAUCUAUACCAUUGAUGAUGAUUGCUUUGUUGCUACUGACCCAACAGGGAAACAGAUCAAUGCACUUGAGCAGCAUAUCAAGAACCUUCUCUGCCCAUCAACACCUUUCUUUUUCAAUACCCUCUAUGAACCUUACAGAGAAGGUGCUGAUUUUGUUCGUGGCUACCCCUUCAGUCUCCGUGAAGGUGUACCGACUGCAGUUUCUCAUGGUCUUUGGCUCAACAUCCCUGACUAUGAUGCUCCUACUCAGCUUGUGAAGCCUCUUGAGAGGAACACUAGGUAUGUGGAUGCUAUUCUGACCAUACCAAAAGGAACUUUGUUUCCCAUGUGUGGAAUGAACUUGGCAUUCGAUCGUGAGCUCAUCGGACCAGCAAUGUACUUUGGUCUUAUGGGUGAUGGUCAGCCUAUUGGACGCUACGACGACAUGUGGGCUGGCUGGUGUAUCAAGGUAAUCUGUGAUCACUUGGGAUUGGGAGUCAAGACUGGUCUUCCCUAUAUCUAUCACAGCAAGGCCAGUAACCCAUUUGUUAACUUGAGGAAAGAGUACAAAGGUAUCUUCUGGCAAGAAGACAUUAUUCCAUUCUUCCAGAAUAUUGUUCUAUCAAAAGAAGCUACCACCGUUCAGAAAUGCUACAUCGAGCUCGCCAAAGAAGUCAAGGCCAAACUUAGCAAGAUUGAUCCUUAUUUUGAUAAGUUGGCAGAUGCCAUGGUCACAUGGAUUGAAUCUUGGGAUGAGCUCAACCCUGCCAAACCAGCAGCAGCCAACGGCAAAGCAUGAAUCAAUUUUGGGUAGCUACAAACUGCCACGUAAUUUGAAGCGAUAUUAUUUAUAUAGUAAUAUUAUUUUCUAGUAUUUGUUUCCAAGUUAAUGUUAUUGGUGGUUUAGAAUUUGCAGCAUUGUUAGCUGUGAUUCUGUUUAGUAAUUUCAUGCUUUGAGCUUUAGAAGAAAUAAAGGACAAUGCGCUCUUAGGGCGCACGGCUGCAUCAGUUUUCAAGUCAAAUGAGUCUCAUAGGAAGGCUAUAUUGAUGUAUGAUUUAUUAGCUCAUGUUUCUGUUUCUUGUUUUUACUUAAAAUGUCAUUUUUGUCAUGUAUCUUACAAUUUAUUUAUUUAUAAUAAGAGUUGAUUCAGGAUUGAGAAA
Trifolium pratense (red clover) is the source of this 1559-nucleotide messenger RNA. Its product is annotated as UDP-arabinopyranose mutase 2. Gene Ontology annotation, molecular function: UDP-arabinopyranose mutase activity. Lineage: Eukaryota; Viridiplantae; Streptophyta; Magnoliopsida; Fabales; Fabaceae. Gene Ontology annotation, biological process: UDP-L-arabinose metabolic process; plant-type cell wall biogenesis. The record is from RefSeq and is a predicted model, not a curated record. Gene Ontology annotation, cellular component: Golgi apparatus; cytosol. The transcript is spliced from 4 exons. The coding region runs from base 136 to 1197 and encodes 353 amino acids.